AUGUCGGCGCACGCCCCCCCGGCCCCUUCUCAGGACGACACGUCCACUGGCACUCUCGCCUUCCUCACCGCGCGCUCUUGCGAUCUGGAUCAUCCCAGCCCCGCUCAGCUGUCUACAAUCUUUACACUUCAGUCUCAAGUGUCGACAAUGGACGACACUCACGCUGAAAUGGACAUACUGCAGGCUAAGAUUUCGCAAGAACGUACUGAGUUCCUGAAUCGCUUCGAUGUACAAGCUUCCAACGUGGACCUUUGGUCGUCAUCUUUGGUUGAGUAUAUCUACAAGACCAAUCUGCAGUAUCGUGAGAACAUGGGGCGCGACCUGCGCGCCGCUUCCCAAAAAGCUCGCGACCUGGAUAUAAUCGUGACACUCGACAAGCAGCUGGCCGCGGCGGACCAAGCGACUAGCGACAUGCGUCAAAGGCUAUCUGUUGCACAACAAGUGUUCGACAGGCAGAGCCAACAGCUCCCCGUAGCAAAGCGGGACAACAUACAAUCCAAACUGAACUCGAUAUGCCAAGGAUUGGCCGCUUGUGCUGACGGUGAAUGGUAUCUCCAUUCGCGGGUAGACUACAUGCGACCACGCUUCGAGAUUCUCACUCUCCCGGCGAACGAUUUCGAGAGAUUAAUUGCAACGCUUCCGCCACACAUCACGAGGACCUCCCUCCGAGGACGCCUUUCCGGAGUUAUAGACAGCCUUCAGGAUGUGAUUGAGGAAUGCGCAGGAAUCGACCAACUUACGCGGAUUUGUAAUGCGCGGGCUAUCACUAUGUGGCCUCUGCAUCUCGAACGCGUCACCAUUGGGGAUAGGGACGAGUUGGUCUCCAACUAUCUCACCCUUUUCAUACACUUGCAAGCACAGCUAUACCGACAGCGGAGCGCGUGCGACGUCAUUCAGACAGAGCUUGAUCACGCCCACGAUCUGCCCGUGGUUAUGCAAACGCCUCGGAGCAUAUUCCCCCUGACCGAUCUUACCGAAGCUCUGUUCGUUGCCGAAUCUCUACAAAAGGAACUCGAGGGCGUCCACCAGCGUCAGAGUGAGCUUGAGAAGUCGCUCAAAGAGACUUCCGAAGAAGUCCUCGAGUUGGUGCUCCCUUCCCUCUCCGUUGACGGAUCUACGAAUAUAUAG
Messenger RNA from Trametes versicolor FP-101664 SS1, 1128 nucleotides. RefSeq lists its product as uncharacterized. The transcript has 6 exons. Lineage: Eukaryota; Fungi; Basidiomycota; Agaricomycetes; Polyporales; Polyporaceae. The record is from RefSeq and is a predicted model, not a curated record. Bases 1 to 1128 code for a protein of 375 amino acids.